AUGAGCGACUCUGAAAUAUUUCCUCAUAACUACGUAGUAUUUCGCAAAGAUCGAAUAACUGAAGGUUCCAAGUUCAGUAGCGGAGGUGGUGUAGUGCUAGCUUUCAAAGAUACACUAUCGACAACUAAUUUGAACUUGUCUAUUUUUAAUGAAAUGUUACCAAUGAUAGAUAUAGUGGGUGCUAAGCUACAAGGUACUAAUUUUGUGAAGUUGUAUGUUUUACUUAUAUAUUUACCGCCUUCAACUUCUUUCGAUGACUUCAGCUUAUUCUUUGAUCUUCUAAGUUCGUUGAAAAUUCUUGGGGAUGACAAAGUACUGAUACUAGGUGACUUUAAUACGCCUUCGUUCAAUACAUCUACACCAGACAGAUUUGGCAAUAUAAUAAAUAAUUUCAAGGAAUUUCAGGACAUUAGUCAAUACAACAACAUACCAAAUCAUCUUAAUCGCUUACUAGAUUUGGUUUUUACCAAUCUUAAUAUUCAGGUAGACAAAUGUUUGACUCCUCUAGUUGAUGAAGAUCCGCAUCAUCCUACCUUGUUUAUUAAACUGAAUAUAAUUCCCAAUAAGUCCACUAAUUUUUGCAUGAACCAUAACGAAAAAAGUUAUAAUUUUAGGAGGGCCAACUUUCCUUUAUUGUAUAGCUUAAUAGCUUCCACUGACUGGUCGAGUUGUGACUCGUGCGAUGAUGUUGAAAUUGCCUACACUAUUUUUCAAAAUUUAUUACAUCAAGCUUUUAACGCAAAUGUUCCUAAACUGCAAGUUAACCGAUCUCGGAAAGCUUACUAUCCACCUUGCUGUCAUCGAGCUAAAAUUAAAACUCUCAUGGCUACCGCCUAUAGAAGGUAUAUCUCAAAUAUGGAACUUGUUGUCUCAAGUGAUCCAAAAAAAAUUUGGUCAUUUAUCGAGGACAAGAAAGGUAGAACUAGGAUUCCUGGGUCAAUGGAGUUCAAUAAUGUUAAGUUGGAAUCACCGCAGUCUAUAGUGAAUGCUUUUGGUGAAUACUUUAGUAGCGGGUAUGUGAAAUCAGACCCUAACAACUUACCAUCUACUUUACACUUAAUUCAAAAUUUGAACCUAACGAUCUCAUAUAUAUCGGAAGAUGAAAUAAUAGAAGCAUUAAAGUCCUGUAAAAAUACUAUGACAUCUGGACCUGACGGUAUUCCAAACUUCUUCUUGAAAGACUGUGCAUCGGUUCUGGUUAACCCGUUGUAUUUGCUAUUCAAUUUAAUACUUCGGCAAUUUUCGGUUCCAUCUCAAUGGAAAAAUGCUGCUAUUUGUCCAAUCUUUAAAAAGGGUGAUAAAGCCAAUGUAGAAAAUUAUAGGCAAGUUUGCUUAAUAUGCAAUUUUGCUAAAGUUUUCGAGUCUAUUAUAUAUAAGCGCAUUUAUUCAUCUGUUAGUCAUUUGAUCACUCCAGUUCAACACGGCUUCGUACAGAAAAGAUCUACAAUCUCCAAUUUAGCCUGCCUAUCGCAAUUUGUAUCUAAAGCUAUUGACAAUAACAGUCAAGUUGAUGUGGUGUAUACGGACUUCCAAAAAGCCUUUGAUCAGAUUGAUCAUUUUGUUUUCCUUAACAAGUUAAAUGCCUUGGGUUUUUCUGCGGAACUACUAGCUUUGUUAAAGUUUUAUUUGCUUGGUAGACAACAGUAUGAGAUAUCGCAAGUAUACUUCUUCGACAUUUUCACCAUCUUCGGGAGUACCCCAGGGGUCCAAUUUAGGACCUCUCCUUUUUUUAUGUUUAUUAACGAUUUGCCAGAAGUUGUUACUUGUGAAAGUCUCUUAUUUGCCGAUGAUUAUAAAUUGUAUGCUGAAAUUAAAUGGACAGAGGACGGUGAAGCUUUACAAGAGAACCUUGAUGCAGUUUUGAGAUGCAUGCGAGGCGUCGAACAUCACGCACAGAUGAGUUUUGCUAUGCUUUGCCACGGUAGCCUAGCACGAAAACGUAAAAUUGCUAAGCAUUUCGACGUCGUUGUUUAUAAAUAA
Zophobas morio is the source of this 1980-nucleotide messenger RNA. RefSeq lists its product as uncharacterized. Gene Ontology annotation, biological process: larval heart development; cell adhesion involved in heart morphogenesis. The record is from RefSeq and is a predicted model, not a curated record. The transcript is spliced from 3 exons. Gene Ontology annotation, cellular component: extracellular matrix. NCBI's taxonomy places the organism in Eukaryota, Metazoa, Arthropoda, Insecta, Coleoptera, Tenebrionidae. Bases 1 to 1980 code for a protein of 659 amino acids.